Molecule: messenger RNA, 4688 nt
Organism: Pomacea canaliculata
Lineage: Eukaryota; Metazoa; Mollusca; Gastropoda; Architaenioglossa; Ampullariidae
Exons: 12
Coding region: 583-3603 (1006 amino acids)
Source: RefSeq, a predicted model, not a curated record
ACAUGUGUAAAUGUGUAGACAGCUAACAGUUAUAUUGAGUAGACAUGCAGUAGUUAGUAUGCAAGUGUGUUCAGGUUCGCUAAGGAUAGACAAAAGUGUAAACUUUAUGUGCCUCUAGAAGAUAAAUAUAAAGCUAUUGAGUAGAUCUGUCUUUCUGAACUGAGCAGAUAUGUAAUCGGUGUAAGUGUAAUUGGCUCUGUAAAGAAGUGUUUGUGUGUCUACUUACAUUUGCUCUUAAAUCGUUUUGUCUACUCGUAUCUACUAAAACACAUAUUUAUCUGUAUUGAAGUCUACAAUUCCAGUACAAAAGAUUAGUUGUAUGAAAACAAUUUAGUUGCAUACAAAUGCACGCGCGUUAGUGUGUGUGUGUGGAGGGAGGGCGGGCUGGUCGUGAGCAAGAAAGGGAAGGACACUUGGAGACAAGUGUGUGACCGAGCGAGUGUUGCUUGGCUACUGACACCACCGCAUGAUUUAUUUACCCCUCACUUAAAGCAAAGUUCCUUCAGGACCUCAAUAAAAUAAUUACUCAAGUGUUGAUAUUAAGAUCACAACCUUUACACCAAACGAAAUAAAUAAGAUAUAAUGCUGUGUUUCCAUAUCUGCCUUUUUCAUAGCAUGGUAAUCGUCAGAGCAAUGCUUGGAGGUCUUUCUCCACACCUAUAUUUCUCCACAAGUCAGUACAUCUUCUGGAUGCUUAUCUUUCUUGGUCCUGUGUGUACACAAGAGACAAAGAUCACUUGCAGCAUACCAUCAGUGCCGCCUCUACGUGACACAGUCCUGAUAUGUCACUUCCCAGAAGACCUCAGUGUCACCAAGAAAGAUUUUACUGUUUACCACUAUGUUCAGCAUGACAUUCCAGAAUCUGUGUUAGACUGCUGGUGGAUAAAGGGAGUUCUAGACUGUUACACAAAACCAGGGUUCAAGUUUGAUAGGAGAGUCAGCCAAACCCUGAACACUACAAUCCACAAUGUUACCAUGGCAAACACGGGCUUCUACACCUGUCAGGUCGCCGGCUACUCUCCAGAUCUUUUGGAAACUUGCGAAUUCAGCUUGAAACCUGUUUCAGAUAGCAAUAUCAAGUGCAACCUUUCCAGUACCACUCUCAUGUGUCUAUUCAACCAAGAUGUCCAGAAAACCCAGAAACGUUUCGCUGUGUACCGACACAAUGCCAAAGAGAACCAAAAUGUGGUUGACUGCUCCUGGGAAUAUGGUAUACUCUAUUGUAAUGUAGAAGAUGGAUACUUCUUCGAUAAAGAAGUCUCCUCCUAUAUACAAGUCGAGAUUCCAAGAAAGGACACGAAAGGAGACGCCUACACUUGCUGGUUGGAAGGGUCUGAUGCUGAUGAACUGGCAAUGUGUUUCUUGGAAACCGAGAGCGAAGAAAACUCGGUACUUCCGAUGGCAGUCGGUAUAUCACUAGGACUUCUGCUUGUGAUUGCGUCUUCAGUUAUAGGGAUCUUCAUUUGGAGACUUAGAAGGCGUGCAAGGAAAAGCGAAAUAAGUCAAGAAGACGAACUGCAAGAAAUGAUAAAUAAAGACAAACACCCAAUAACGCAAGCGUUUCAAGAUUUUCAACUAAAGAAAGUGAAAGAUAUGUACCCGGACAUGCUAAAAGGACUCUACUUUGUGCCUCCUGUAUACUUCAAUAAAAUUCAGUACACGACACAGUCUGUUGCCGGUCAAGCCAUUCACAUCGCAGACUCUCCUGACCCCAGUGACGUCAGACACGACCAGGCCAUGCAGCACGUGCUGCACUGCUUACGUCACAUGGCACAACAGCAAAACAUGUUUGUGCUGACACAGUUCAAGUAUGAAGACUACCUGAACAAUCCCGGUCCUGACUUUGCAAAACAUGGCUUGCCUACAUUUUCUAGUCUGAAGAAAAAGUUUAGGGACAAAGAUGACGGAUGCUUUGAUAUUCUUUUCAUACAUCGGCUUCAUGGUGUGGUUGCUGGGGUGGUCAAGUCUGUCAGCGAUAAAAAUAACGACUGUGAGGAUGGUGGAGGGUCAGUUGAUGACCAUUUAGUCACAGAGGUGUCUGAUGCCAUCCGACAGCUAAACAAAGCAAAAAAUGUUCUACAACAUCUGCUAUCGGAUCAGGAGCAAAUUACAGUUCGGCUGAUUUUGAUGCUACCCAACGUUGCAAUGUCAACCUUAGAACGUGCACUAAACAGUCAUACUAAAGUGGCUCAGGAAUUACACGAUUGCUUACAUUUGAAUGCUACAGACGAUUCCACUCAGCUUUGUCUGUGUGCUGAUCACUUGUCUAGUCCUAGUGUUCCCUGGAAAGUCAACUCAACUGUAGUGAAUCAUCUAAAACAAUGGUGGGAAGGUGUGACAAAAGCUCAUGCAAAUCAACCCAAAAUGACUACUGAGUUAUUUCAAGACAUAGUAGCAAGAUUUUGUGGUCCUGCAACCCAGUCUUGUCUUAACUUUUCAGUUGAGUCAAAAUAUUACAUGUUGCCUAAGACCCUGAACCAAGCCAUUUCACUUACUAGUCAUUUGUUUGAACAGUACAUUCUCUACCCUGGUAUGACAGACAUGCUUGAGGAACCUCGUGUGUUCCUCUCUGGACCGCCUGGCACUGGGAAAACCAGAAUGCUGGCUUUAGUCGGGAGAAAAUGGAUGUCUGAAGGUCACGUGGUCCAUCUGAUCACGUCGGUUGAAACUCGUGAAGCUACAAGAGCUCUAGAAAAGUUACUGCUGCAAACACCUAGGUCCCAGUCUCAAACCUUUCCCAAAUCAGGGAUAAGUCGUUUGGUGUGUGAAAUAGAUGACAAGAAGAAAAGAGACGAGUCCAUUGAAAAGUUGAUUGGUUUUGCAAAGCUCAAUCCUUUGUUUGCACUUAUUGAUGAACUGGUUCUUGAAAGAUGGAAAGAAACAAAUGUAGAAGCUUUUCUUAAAUCACUUCGCAAGACUAUCCCUAAUCUCCACCUGUGGACGGCCAGCUGCACUCAAAAUAUAACAUCCCCUGACUGGAAAACAUGUAUACUUACAGAACCUCUCAGUUGUCCCCCUGCAGUAGUUAGACAAAUAAAAAGAAAACCAAACACUGCUGACAUAAAGGAGAACUCCCCAUUGAAAUAUUUGCCACCAACAGACGGCUUGCCUGUGAAAAUCUUUUCUCAUAAAGGUAGAGGGCACACAGGAAGAGAACCACGUGACUGUGAUGCUUGUGGAAAGAAUGUUGUCAAAUUUCUGACACAAAGUGUUCAACUUACUGACACAGAAACAGAAAUCAUUGAGAUGAAUACAAGUACCGGGACUGAACAAACAACUUUUGGCCAGUGUCCAGCCCUUCAGUACAGAGAUGUUUUGAUAUUGUUUGAGAGUAAUGUCACACAGGACAGUCCUAUAGUCAAGGCUUUAUCAAACAUUCGAAUUCCAGUCCAGGUCAUUGACUUUCAGAAGCCGAGUUCUACAAUUUGUAUGAGCAGUGUGUUAGCAGCCAGAACAAGUUCACUGUGCACAUUGAGAAGGAAGGUGGUGGUCUAUGUAGAGGGCGCUGGCAACAGAUCCAACAUCUCUCUUCAGCGUGGCAGACAAAAAGGUCUCACUAGCUGUACAUCACAGCUUGUGUUUGUUAAAUAUAAUAAGAACUGAUUAAAGUCUGUGUUUGAUGACCUUGUAACAUUUUGUUAUUAUUUGUGUGUUUUUUAAAUGUUUUUCUGUAUCAUGGAAUGUUUUAGCACGUGUCAUUCCACGUGAGAAAUCUUUAUCAAGGAAAAACGUAUUACUCAUUAUAUAAUUUAUUUUUGAUCAGUCACAAAGUUUGUAGACUUUGCUAACAGUUAUAGGAGUGUCCCUCUGAAAGUUUGUCAUGCUAUGCGCUGUUGUCACUAUAAAUGUUUUAGUCAUUGCGUUCUCACAUGUACACUUAGUCAUGCUGGUCAUAGGACAGAUGUAUAUAUGUGAUUGACACACUGAGCUGAUUUCAAAAUGUUAUUGUUUUAGCAGGAAAUCCCUCAAAAGAGUGAUUUUUGCUGGUUUGUUAAAAUAAAAUAACUUCCGUGGUCAUUCCUACAAUUAUCUACAAAAGCAAAACCUUUUAUCUAUAAUAGUAAGUUCGAGUUCUUCUUCGCUAAAUGUGGUGAUAUGUUUUUAGCAAAUGAUUCACGUAUUACCAUUUACUAUAAAAGUUAAAAUUACACAUUAGUGAUAAAGUGGAGUUAACACUUUUUUUAACAUACUACUUUAUAUAUUUUUUGUGAAUCAAUUUUUAGCUUAUAUAAUUUUAUAUAUAUAUAUACUCAAUAGAAUAAAUUGUUAGACUACUUUCUUUUAAAAAUAAGCUGUCAUGAGAAUUACAAUCACCAAGCGUAAACACAAAAUGUGUAUGAGUAAAAGAGUAUAACUGCGUAAUAUAAAAAUAAUAAGAUACUGUUAAAGAUUUGGAUAUCAUUUCAUUCGACUUUUUGUAAAUCUUUUAUCAGAGCAUACACUUCAUAAGCAAUAAUUGCAGUUUACAUCCUGUAACGACACUUUAAUUUGUAUGCAAGCAACUGUAGAAGAAUUGAGGAAAAGAAAUGAAUAAAGUGGUUGUAGAUAUGUCUUUGUCUCUCUGUGUGAGUGUAUAACUAUAUUUUUGACGGAGAAUCACUUGCGAAUGUCUAAAAUAUCAACAAACAGUAGCACAUAACCUUACAUUUAUCUUUAUGUCUCCGUGUAAGUUGAUUUUUUUUUCUAAG